This is a messenger RNA of Arachis duranensis, 1075 nucleotides long. RefSeq names its product pectinesterase 31. Gene Ontology annotation, molecular function: pectinesterase activity. The record is from RefSeq and is a predicted model, not a curated record. The coding region runs from base 34 to 984 and encodes 316 amino acids. Gene Ontology annotation, biological process: cell wall modification. Lineage: Eukaryota; Viridiplantae; Streptophyta; Magnoliopsida; Fabales; Fabaceae. The transcript is spliced from 6 exons.
AGUCAUAGAGAAUAGAAGAAGCUACUACAAUUAAUGGAGGCUCCGCAUUCUGUUAAAGUUAUAACGGUGUCACAGGACGGAAAAGGAGACUACCGGACGGUGCAGGAGGCUAUCGAUGCGGUGCCGGUAGGCAACACUCGCCGGACGGUGAUCCGGGUGGCCCCGGGAACCUACCGGCAGCCUGUUUAUGUGGCGAAAACAAAGAGGUUCAUCACGCUUUCCGGCAUAUUCCUUGAGGACACUGUUCUCACAUGGAAUAACACUGCUGCAAGAAUCCAACACCACAAAGGUGAAAAGGUGAUAGGAGGAGGAACGUUUGGUUGUGGCAGCACCAUUGUGGAAGGUGAAGACUUCAUUGCUGAGAACAUUACCUUCGAGAAUUCUUCCCCUCAGGGUUCAGGGCAAGCUGUGGCAAUGAGAGUAACAGCUGAUCGAUGUGCUUUCUAUAAUUGCAGGUUCCUUGGAUGGCAGGACACACUGUAUUCACAUUAUGGCAAACAAUAUUUUAGAGAUUGCUACAUUGAAGGAAGUGUGGACUUCAUUUUCGGCAAUAGCACUGCACUCUUGGAGCAUUGUCAUAUCCACUGCAAAUCUCAAGGCUUCAUAACAGCACAGAGCAGAAAAUCUCCACAUGAAACAACUGGUUUUGUGUUCCAAAGAUGUGUUAUCACAGGUAAUGGGGGAAGGGAAUAUGCAUAUCUUGGAAGACCAUGGGGACCCUUUGCAAGAGUGGUCUUUGCAUUCACUUAUAUGGAUCCAUGUAUACAACUUGCUGGUUGGAACAAUUGGGGUAAAGCUGACAAUGAGAAAACUGCUUGCUUUUUUGAAUACAGGUGUUUCGGGCCGGGUUAUUGCCGAUCAAAACGGGUCAAAUGGGCCAGAGAAGAAGCAGAACAGUUCUUGCUUCAUAGCUUCAUUGAUCCAGAAGCAAAUAAACCUUGGCUUGCUCAAAGAAUGGCCUUCAAGGUUCCAUAUUUUGCUUAGAAAUAACAAUAUCACAUUAUCACUGAUGAGGACAACACUUUUUUGACAUGAGACUGUCUCAAAUACUUGAAUAAGUAUCUUGAAUUUUGAA